AUGUACACCUUGGACACCGUGAAGGAAGGGAACGCGUGGGGAGUGCUGUACUUCAAUGAGAACUAUACGGACUCGCUGGUGGCCAGACUUGCUCUAGCCCUGGACGCCGUGAAGGAAGGGGACGCGUGGGGAGUGCUGUACUUCAAUGAGAACUAUACGGACUCGCUUGUGGCCAGACUUGCUCUAGAUCUACUACUCCUUAGUAGGCGGAUCUACUACCCUACCAAAGACGCAGCCUUGGACGCCGUGAAGGAAGGGGACGCGUGGGGAGUGCUGUACUUCAAUGAGAACUAUACGGACUCGCUCGUGGCCAGACUUGCUCUAGCCGACACCGCCGACAACGAGACGAUAUCGUCGUCGGAGAUCCAGGUGUGGCUCGACAUGUCCAACCAGCAGAUCGGGCUCAUGCUCAACCGGGACAUACAGUUCUCCUACCGGGACUUUGCUAAGGGCUUGCUCGAGACGUGCAACUACAACCCCAAGCUGGGAGACAUUCCCAUCGACUUCAUGGACCCCAUCUACGGGAAUAAGGACCCCUCAUUCACUGACUUCGUCGCCCCUGGUGUUAUUCUGACAAUCGUGUUCUUCUUAGCCGUGGCUCUCACCUCAUCAGCGCUCAUCGUGGAACGUAUGGAAGGUUUACUCGACCGCUCGUGGGUAGCGGGCGUGUCUCCCGGCGAGAUAUUGUUCUCGCACGUGGUGACGCAAUUCGUGGUGAUGUGCGGACAGACGGCCCUCGUGCUCAUCUUCAUGAUCCUGGUGUUCGAAGUGGAGAAUAACGGGAAUAUCUUCUAUGUUAUCAUGUUGACUAUUUUGCAAGGUCUCUGCGGAAUGUGCUUCGGCUUCGUAAUCUCCGCCGCCUGCGAAUUGGAACGGAACGCGAUCCAACUGGCCCUGGGGUCGUUCUACCCUACACUUCUCCUCAGCGGGGUCAUCUGGCCCAUAGAAGGCAUGCCUUUCGUCCUCCGCUACGUGUCUCUGUGCCUACCUCUAACGCUAGCAACCACGUCUCUUCGUUCCAUACUAACGCGUGGCUGGCCUCUCUCAGACCCCGAUGUCUACAUGGGAUUCGUCGCAACCCUCGUCUGGAUAGCUCUAUUCUUGACGAUAACGCUCACCAUUUUGAAGGUUAAGAAGAAUUAGGUGUUAGGUGGCCAAACGACUUAGGUCUAUGUCUCAGUGUUUCCAUAUGAAAAAUUACCGUUUUAAAAAUGGCCAAAUGACUUUCGUCCAUGUUUUAUGUGAAAAUUACACACCGUUUAAAAAUGGCCAAAUGACUUUCAUCCAUGUUUUACGUGAAAAUUGCACAUCAUUUUGUAAGAAUUAAGGUGGCCAAAUUACAUAAGUCCAAUGUCUUAGUGUUUCCAUAUGUGAAAAUUAUAUUUGUAAAAAGAACUAAGGUCGGGUGUUUUAUGCUGGCCAAAUGACUUAUGUCCAAUGUCUUGCAAUGUUUCCAUAAGUAAAAAUAUUGACUUGUAUAUUAUAGAGCGCAUAUUUCCUUGUCUAUGCUUUAAUAAAUCAGAUUGUUAAUGCCAAGUUUGUAUAAGUGUAAGUGAAAGAUCAAUACCAAAUUGAUUUAUACGCUUCAUAAUAUGCAAAUUCGAAAUGAUAUUCUAGAUUUGAUAUGAUAUAAGACACUUGCCCAUCUGUGUAAGAGGAAAUUAAGCGCCCACCACCUAUUGUGCUGUGUUGCCAGCAAUGCAAUAUCUAAAAUACCCUUCUUUUAAUAUUUUUUGGUAAUUUCAUAAAUACACCUGGCAACACUGAUCUAAGUCUGUCUAAGCAUAUCAGCCUUUGCUCAAACCGCUAUGAACAAAUAGAUUAAAUAUUACUUAUAGCUAAAUGACUGUUAGUCGAGUGUAAAUAGUAGUUUUUGUAUUUAUGAUAAGUAAUUAGGAGUACAUGCGUACUUAUUAAGGUGGAUAUUCGGGAAUGUUAGCAAAUAAUGAUUGGUCCAACGCUUCUGGGUAUUUACAUCCUUAGUCUUCUGGUAAAGGCAUUAAGAAUUUAAGAUACAACAGAUACCUGUUAACUGAGUUACCAUAGAAUAAGAUGGUGCCAUAAAUAAUGGUGAUUAAACCUUUCUUGCAGAGAAUGGAAAUGUGAGGUAAUUAUAAAAGAAUACGCUCAAUGCAAUCUACGUCAUAACUUUUGACACUAAAACCAUUGCCUACAAUACGUGUUCGAAUUCCAAGCAACGCUAAAAAUAA
This is a messenger RNA of Ostrinia furnacalis (Asian corn borer), 2210 nucleotides long. RefSeq names its product ABC transporter G family member 20-like. Gene Ontology annotation, biological process: transmembrane transport. NCBI's taxonomy places the organism in Eukaryota, Metazoa, Arthropoda, Insecta, Lepidoptera, Crambidae. Gene Ontology annotation, cellular component: ATP-binding cassette (ABC) transporter complex; plasma membrane. Gene Ontology annotation, molecular function: ABC-type transporter activity. The record is from RefSeq and is a predicted model, not a curated record. Bases 1 to 1143 code for a protein of 380 amino acids. The transcript is spliced from 8 exons.